Molecule: messenger RNA, 3393 nt
Organism: Scophthalmus maximus (turbot)
Lineage: Eukaryota; Metazoa; Chordata; Actinopteri; Pleuronectiformes; Scophthalmidae
Product: neuronal acetylcholine receptor subunit alpha-3
Exons: 6
Coding region: 81-1775 (564 amino acids)
Biological process (GO): nervous system process; monoatomic ion transmembrane transport; chemical synaptic transmission
Cellular component (GO): synapse; postsynaptic membrane; neuron projection
Molecular function (GO): transmembrane signaling receptor activity; acetylcholine-gated monoatomic cation-selective channel activity
Source: RefSeq, a predicted model, not a curated record
CUCUUCACUUUCUCAUCUGGCAUCUGAUCCGAGGGGAUCUAGGGGAUUUAUUCUGCAUCUUUGUCAACUGCAGCUGAAGGAUGAAAGCGAGUUUGUGCCUCUGUGUGCCCUCGUGUUCCUCCCUCCUGUCUCUGUUGCUGUUGUUGCCAGGAGCCACAUGUUCGGAAGCCGAGCACAGGCUCUUCUCUGUGAUAUUCUCCCGCUACAACCAGUACAUACGACCGGUGGAAAAUGUGACGGACCCGGUCAUUGUUCAGUUCGAGGUGUCCAUGUCACAGUUGGUCAAAGUGGAUGAAAUCAACCAGAUCAUGGAGACCAAUCUGUGGCUGAGACAUGUGUGGAAUGACUACAAACUGAAAUGGAAUCCAAUGGAUUUCGGAGGUGUUGAGUUUAUCCGAGUGCCAUCCAACAGGAUAUGGAAGCCGGACAUUGUGCUGUACAACAAUGCAGUCGGAGACUUUCAGGUUGACGACAAAACAAAGGCCCUGCUCCGUUACAACGGUGACGUUACCUGGAUCCCUCCGGCCAUAUUCAAGAGCUCGUGCAAGAUUGACGUCACCUACUUCCCCUUCGACUACCAAAAUUGCACCAUGAAAUUCGGCUCCUGGACCUACGACAAGGCGAAGAUCGACCUGGUGCUGAUCGGCUCCACCAUCAACCUGAAGGACUUCUGGGAGACCGGCGAGUGGGUGAUCAUCGACGCCCCUGGCUACAAGCACGACAUUAAGUACAACUGCUGCGAAGAAAUCUACACGGACAUCACCUACUCUUUGUACAUCCGCCGUCUGCCUCUCUUCUACACUGUCAACAUGAUCAUCCCCUGUCUGCUCAUCUCCUUCCUCACAGUGCUCGUCUUCUACCUGCCGUCCGAUUGUGGCGAGAAGAUCACUCUGUGCAUCUCCGUCCUACUUUCUCUAACUGUCUUCCUGCUGGUGAUAACCGAGACCAUCCCCUCCACCUCGCUAGUCAUCCCCCUGAUUGGCGAGUACCUCCUCUUCACCAUGAUCUUUGUCACCCUCUCUAUUGUCAUCACUGUUUUUGUGCUGAACGUCCACUACCGCACACCAAAGACACACACCAUGCCCUGCUGGGUGCGGAGUGUGUUCCUGGGACUGCUGCCCCGGGUGAUGUUCAUGACCAGGCCAGAGAGGGACCCCGAGAAGGUGGCGGCGGCUGACAGUGUUCACGCGGUGCAUCCCGGACCCUGCGGCGUUCAUUCGUCGGGCACUUUGCAGAAGCCGCACAGACCUCAGGCGCUGGCCUCCACGGUGGCGUCCAGCCUGACGAAACGCCAGCGGCUUUUCAACCACACAGAGCUCUCGAACCUUAAUAACUUGAGCACAGGCCCGGGCAAAGGUGCAGGCCCUGGGCCGCUGUGCUCCCAGGGCCGUUGCAACUGCUGCUGGCACCAGAGAUCCGGUAAACUGCCAGCAGACUCUGGGGGCGGGAGCGGAGGCCUGGGGUGCGUGGGGGUGCUGACAGGGAGCAGUGUUGGCGGGUUGGGAGUGGGUAGUCAGUGCUCCAGCUCUGAGUCUCUGGAUGGAGGAAUAAUGUCCCUGUUGCCGCUCUCCCCUGAGGUCAGGGAGGCCAUUGAGAGUGUCAAAUACAUCGCAGAGAACAUGAGACUACAGAAUGAAGCUAAGGAGGUUCAGGACGACUGGAAGUACGUUGCCAUGGUGAUCGACAGGAUCUUCCUGUGGGUUUUUGUCCUCGUGUGUAUCCUGGGAACUGCUGGCCUCUUCCUCCAGCCUCUAUUACUCGGGGACGACGUUUGAAUCUGCUUGUGAAAACUUAACACUCGAGCCUGUUGAGGUGCACAGCACUCGUUACUCUUAAGAUUCUCACGCUGUGGCUCGGAGAGCGAAAAAACUCCCCGACACCAAAGUGUUCAGUGUCUGCAGAGAGUUCAGUGUCGGUUUAAGGACUAUUGAAUGCUGAGGAAAUGUCUAACAAACCAUGGAAACUAUGGAGCCAUCUCAUUAAAUAACUGCGUUAAAAUAAAAUUUGCAGUAAAUGGCAACGUGAUAGGCAACAGUGUGACAUGCAACACUUCAAAGAUUGGACGGAAUACGGUGCUGACGCCCUAAACAAAGACACAAGAUGACAACUACAUCUACGGAAUCAAAUAUUAGUAUUUUAAAUACAAAAGUACAUCAUUGGUACAGUAAUUCAUUUGAAUGUAAUAUCAACAUACUGAUUAUCCCCUCACACACCCAUUAUGCUCCGUGCAAGCGAGGGUGUUGACUGUGUUCAAAAAGUGACAUCAUGUGGAAAUGUUUAGGAACUACAAGUGAUGAAAACAACUCAAUGGCUGUUUUAAAGGGACAUGUUUCCCAUUUAAUCAAAACCUCUUUUGUAACAUUCUGGAAAUUUCAUGGACAUUUUAAAAAGUAAAAUGUUAAAUGCUCAACUACACGAGGGAGAGUUUUCUUCUGUCCAGAUACCUUCCGGACAGUGUGCUGAAUUUCAUUCAGGAUUGAGUGAAUUGUGAAUAUUUACAUAUUCCUUGAAAGCAUUUGAUGUGUUGAAGAGAAAUUUUAAGCAAAUGUCAAUAAUUUGCUCCUCACAUCACUGUAAAUGAAUGGAAAAUAGUUAUAGACAGAUGAAUAUUAAAUUGUGGUUGAUGUGAGGCGGCAAAUAUUUCAGAGACCGGACAACAAACGCAGUGGGAUCGUGGAUGGAACUGGGACGAGGUCACCAAGGCUCUUGUGCAUCACUCUGAGCUCACUCAGCUAAUUGGAUCACGAUCAAUACGAAAAGCAAGUGAAGGAUUUCAUCAGCUUCCUCUCCCGUCUCCAUCUGAACAAUCGUUCAAGUACAAUUUUUUCUUACUGCACAGGGUGUGCAGCAUCCAUCCAUAACAGCUAUGUGAACGUACGUAUAUAUGUAUGUAUGUAAAGUUUCGCAUGCUUAAAAAAAUGAACGCAAGGAGGCACUGGUGUGAUUUUAUUUUUGUUUCACUUGAAUGACACGUACAGAGGGAUCUCACAGCCUCCAGGUCAGUCACCAGAUGCACUGACGCCUCUGACGCAUGACACGAGGUCAAACUCGAUGCGUGAAAAAGUCAGCAUGUCACUGUGUGAUUCCUUUUAAACAACUAGAAAUCAGAGCAGGUGGCAAGCUAUGUCAUCACGAGGAAAUCCAACGCUGGCCGAGAGCGGUGGGAUAUUGUCCUGGAGCUCCGUCACAUCUGAUAAGAAAAAAAACCUGUGGCUAAUGAAUUGAAUUAAAGCCCACUCAAAAGUCGCGGUGGACCAGCAGGAGAUCUACGGAACAGAUAGGUGUAAUAUAGAUGGUCAAAUAAAUUAGUUUCUGAAGGAAACGAGGGUUACGUCGUGUCAAAACUAACAAGGAAGAAGAGGAAGGAAGGGAAGAAGUACGUUCAAGGGAGAU